AAUAUUUCUACUUCCGGUACCGUUCGUGCGCCAUCUUUGACGACAAAUAGCCCAUCUAUGUUAUUUUUGUUUUCAAAAAGUAUCGAAAAGUAUGAUAGAACACUAAAUCGCAUUAAAUAACCGAAUCAUACGUCUGGAUUUUUACCGUACCUUACUUGUUAUAACACAGUAAAAGUCUUCGGGAAACAUUUUUGACGAGAUGUCGCUUGUGGAUUUGGGAAAACGCUUGUUGGAGGCGGCACGCAAAGGACAAGAUGAUGAAGUGCGGUCACUUAUGGCCAAUGGAGCUCCUUUUACUACAGACUGGCUGGGAACAUCACCACUUCAUUUAGCGGCGCAAUACGGGCACUACUCCACUGCUGAGGUGCUUCUCCGUGCCGGAGUAAGUAGAGAUGCCCGGACCAAAGUCGAUCGAACCCCCCUUCACAUGGCUGCGGCAGAGGGCCACUCAAGCAUUGUUGAAUUGCUGGUUAAGAGCGGAGCAGAUAUCAAUGCCAAAGACAUGCUGAAAAUGACCGCCCUUCACUGGGCUACAGAGCAUGGGCACAGGGGAGUCGUGGAGCUGUUGAUUAAAUACGGCGCUGAUACUCACGCCCUCAGCAAGUUUGACAAGACGCCUUUUAACAUUGCAGUGGACCGAGGAAACACUGAGCUGAUGCUAUUGUUACAGGAGGGGAUGCAGAACCAAGUGAACAUGAAUCCAGAGAGGACCAUUCUGAGCAGCACGUCGCCUGCCACAGCAAGCCCUCAGUUCAUCAUCUCGUCCUCUGGAGUGGUCAAUCUCUCUGAUAUUGUUCUCACUAAUGCUAAGGCUAACACAGGAGCUGGAGAGAGUGUGAUUGCUGCUGAUUCGGUAGAUUCUGCCAUCCAGCAUCUUGUAGGGGAAGAUGGCCAGAGAGUCAUCACCAUAGUAACCGACCAACAGGGAAACCUGCAGACUGGCAACUUGGGACAGAAAUUCUUUGUCACAAUGCAGGGGCAGCAAAUGGUUGCAGUUCCAGCUGGUCAGAUUGCAGAAGAAGUCAUAACCGAGGACACCAAACCAGUUCCAUCGCGGAAACGGAAAUUUGAAUCAUCUGUCAACCACACGGAUGUCAAACACAAGGAGCCCACCGAGAAGGACAGUCGGGAACUACUGGAACAGCAACUAAAAGAAGCAAACAGAAAAGCCCAGGAGUACAGACAGCAGUUACUACGAAAGGAACAGGAAGCUGAGCAGUACAGGCUGAAACUAGAGGCCAUUGCCAAUGGGCAGACCAAUGGCACCAGCACAGAGCCCCAAGAGGAAGUGGUGCUCCAGGAAGAGGAAGAGGAGGAGGUGGUUGGCGAAGAGGAAGUUGUCAUGUUGCCAGAAGGGGCCAUCAUCAUUAAAGAGGAGCCCCUUGACUCAACGACAGGAGAAACAGUAACAUUAAUAGAAGCCGCAGAUAUCACAGCCACCUCCGAGGGCACGCCGUAGCAGUAAACCCAAAGACUUAAUCACUCAGGAAUUACAAAUGCUGUGUGCCUGGAGUGGGACAUUGUAUUUAUUUAUUGUAAAUCAUAACCUUUUGUUUUUACCCUUUUUUUUACUCAUAGCAUUCAGUUUCUGUACAAACCUCUACAACAAUGUAGCAUUAUAUUUAGGUGGCCACAGCGAACCACUGCUCAGAUUGACAGAAUUGGAAGACCAGGUGUGUUUUUUUUAAACAUACAGAAGUGCAAGUUAAGGAUUUUUUUUUUAAUUUUUUUAAUCAAACCAUGUAAUGCACCUUGAAUGCAUACUAUAGCGUUAGUAUGCACCUAGUGUACUUAAAGGAACAUGCUUGGUUCAGUGUACAUCAUUUUGACUUUAGUCCCUUUAGUUUUUUUUUUUUUUUUUUUUUGCGCAAGUUGUGGUUAUAGUAAUGCACUUUUGAUUUUAAAAAACAAAACAAAAACUGGGACUGUGUUCUGAUGAAGCUGAUAUUUUUGUUGAAUCACCUGCAUUCAUGAAUCGGUAAGAAAUGAAGGGUCAGUGAACUGAAAAUAUUGUGCAAACAUUUCUGGGUUCACUAGUUUUCAUGUUUCAGUAUUGUGCCAUAUAACCACAAUUUUUGUUUCUUUAAAAAAA
Messenger RNA from Puntigrus tetrazona (Sumatra barb), 2092 nucleotides. RefSeq names its product GA binding protein transcription factor subunit beta 2b (gene gabpb2b). The record is from RefSeq and is a predicted model, not a curated record. NCBI's taxonomy places the organism in Eukaryota, Metazoa, Chordata, Actinopteri, Cypriniformes, Cyprinidae. Gene Ontology annotation, molecular function: protein binding; transcription cis-regulatory region binding. Gene Ontology annotation, biological process: positive regulation of transcription by RNA polymerase II. Gene Ontology annotation, cellular component: nucleus.